AUGAAGGCCAAUCGAUAUCCUGGCUCUAGACCGAAUACUCACCGAGGUGAGCAUUCCGCCCCACUAAAAUCGCUCACCUUGAUUUUUAUUUUUCCCCACCGGACCCAACAGUGUUCGACUCUCUCGCUCCAACUUCCUGCGCAACCACCAGAUUUUAUCUCAACGUCCCUCAAAAUGGCUCAAGGCACCGUCAAAAAGCUCGGACGAGCAACCCCGGCCAAGAUCACACACUCCAAGCGCCAAGCAUCGAAAGUGCAUAAACCCAAGAAGACAAAAGCGAGCGUCGACAAGGUGCACAAGAAAUUCACAAGCGGCAUGACGGCGCGCACAGAAGCGCUCCUUGGUGAGCGCGCAGGACAUCUGGAAUUGCUUGGACAGGGAAAGAAGAAGACGGAUAAAAAGACGACUCAAAAGGGCGGCUCGAAGAAAUUUGGUUAAGGAUUAUAUGAUGAUACAGAAGGCAGACGAUGAUCGAACUUUUUUAUGUCUAAACGAGUGACUGGGUUUCCCUCACAACUGCGCAUCAACGACAGCCUCUACAGACAGAUACGAUGAAAUACACGAUCUACCUCACUUAAAGGCGUUUUACGAUGGGAUACCUCCCAAGACUUUUCGAGCCUUUUACAAUUCGGAAUCCUAAAAUUCCUACCCGCCCAACUGCUCUUUGUUUUUGGAGGGUUGGAUUACGGAACCAGUCACCGUCACUUCUUUGCU
This is a messenger RNA of Fusarium oxysporum Fo47, 714 nucleotides long. RefSeq names its product DUF2462 domain-containing protein. The transcript has a single exon. Lineage: Eukaryota; Fungi; Ascomycota; Sordariomycetes; Hypocreales; Nectriaceae. The record is from RefSeq and is a predicted model, not a curated record. Bases 1 to 438 code for a protein of 145 amino acids.